CGACAUCGUUACUAUAUCGUCAGAUGGGUAGGCUCGUGCAACAAACAAGGAUGUCACAAUAAAAUACGGCUAUUAUUCAGCGUUUUAUUAGUUGACUCUACAAUCAAAAAACAAACUAAAAGACACUGAGACUGAAUAACGCAAGUGAAGGUGACCAGAAUGCGAAACGUUGGGCCUAGGUGACGGACAACUCGGUGCAUAAACCAAAUCUACCUCUUUGUUUAAGAUGAUAAUGGUACAGUAAAUCUAUUUUUGAUCAUUCUGUUUCGUUUUUAAGAAGUGACAACGAACAAUCAAGAUGGCACCAGAGCCAAGUGAAAAAGAUAAGAAAGAGAAGAUGGACGAGCUUCUUCGACGCGUGGAAAACGUUGAAGAUGAAGAGGGGUUUGCCAAAUUGGAAAAUACACGUAUGAGAUAUUUAAUCGGUUAUGAGUGGGAUUUAGAAGAAGCAGAGAGCCGCUUACUCGAAACUAUUCAGUGGCGUAAAGAACGGCGACCACUUGAGGCAGACUGUAAAUACUGCGAAGAUCAGCCGGGAUUCCACGCCUGGCGUCAAGUUGGCCACGAUAAGACAGGUAGGCCUGUAAUCUACUCCUGCUUUGCACAAGCAUCAACUGUACACUACACUGCCGAAGAUAAUGUGCAGCAUCUACUUCACCUGGCGGAGAACGCUAAGAGGAGCAUGGGACCGGAUGCAUAUCGAUGGGUUUGGGUGCUCGAUUGUACAGGUAUGACACUAUCCGCUUGUAAUCCUCGCCUUGGCAACGCCGUCAACUCAGCGAUGGCUAACCACUAUCCAGAACGUCUUGGCCACGUCCUAAUUGUCAACCACAGCUGGCUAUUUGAAGGUGCAUGGAGAGCUAUUAAAAUUUUCAUUCAUAAAAACACACUAGCGAAGGCCAGACUAGCGCGAGGGGACAAGAUCGAAAAGUGUUUCGAGGAAUUCUUUGACCCAAGUUUGGUUCGAUGGUUCCUCCAAGAGCUGCGAUUAAACAAGCACAAACCAAUGCUUCCAUCACAGAAAACCUUCUGGAAACCACCAAAUGAUCCCGACUCGCACGACCCACGGGGUUGCCCCGACUACGUUAAAAAAUACCUAAACCCCUAUUAUAAAGAUGUUGUUUUGAAACAGGUAGGGAUGACGAAAGCCCAACGGCCUAAGGUUCCCCCUAAGCACGAACCACAUCCUAACUAUGUUCAAGAAAUGCGAGAACGUGCCAAACGACAACAUUCAAGAAAAUCAGACGAUGAGAACAUGAACCACGAUGAGGAUGUAUGGAUCGACUAAAUAUCUUAGGGAUGACGUAUUGACCAACCAUACGGUUAUACAAUCAUUUUGUGUACGUGGGAAAUUGACUCAACAUAAUGCUGCUCAAAUGAAGAACGAUGAAUACCAGUUUUAAUUAACAAACAACCAAUAGCAAAGAAAAAAAUCACGAACGUUAAAUUAGCUUAGAAAAAUAAUCUUCCUUAAUUUAUGUGCAAUAAUAACAAUGUCCUACUUAAAUAUACGAUGAAUUUAUAUUUGAUAUUAUAAUUGACCUUAAAUUUUUAUAAUAAAUUUUACCACUGAAGAUAGGCGUGUAAUCAUAGGUAAAGAUAAUGUUGCUAUUAAUUAUUUAAUUGAUUUGAAACCAAUCAUUGUUUGGGUGCAGCAACAACUUAAAAAUAUUUAUCAAAGGAGAGAAAAACAGUGGUACAACACUUUUACCGAAACGAGUGUUGUUUGCGCAAAAUAUGGAAGUAUAACUAGAGGGCUGGACUUCGGGAAGUGUAGGCCUAGGCCAUAAUGUACAGAGAGUGAAUGGUGGGGUGGGGUGGGUUGGAGGGAGCGGUAGAUGUUUAUUAAUUAAACGGAAAACGAUUUGUGAUGUAAACAAUGCAAACAUUUGGUGGUUAAUAAAUUUUAAUAAUUUAGAUUAGAUGAUUUAUUAGAAUAUUUACAAACAAUUUAAAGAUUUUGUAUGUGCAUUUGUAACAAAUAAAUAGAUCAAAGUAUAUGCAAAAA
Messenger RNA from Anneissia japonica, 2008 nucleotides. RefSeq names its product CRAL-TRIO domain-containing protein C3H8.02-like. The record is from RefSeq and is a predicted model, not a curated record. The transcript has 5 exons. NCBI's taxonomy places the organism in Eukaryota, Metazoa, Echinodermata, Crinoidea, Comatulida, Comatulidae. The coding region runs from base 299 to 1288 and encodes 329 amino acids.